AUGCAGUCAAUCACUAGCAGGCAGGCUGCGGCGCUCCUAUUCGCCAUCUUUGCCCCAUGCACGUCUGCAGGCAACUCGACGGACUCGCACCUUGCAUCUCGCUAUCUUCCCGGGGACCCCGGCUGGCCCACGCAUGCCGAGUGGAAUCAACUCAAUGAGACUGUCGGGGGCCGCCUCAUCCAGGGCCGUCCACUGGCCCGAGACUGCUUUGGGAGCAGCACCCUCAAUGACCCCGUCAAUGUCAUGUCACCAUACUGGCUCAACGACUCCUGCAACCCCUUCCUCGGCCCCAACGGCACCUGCACGCUCGGCAACAUGGCGUCGUAUGCCAUCGACGUGGCCGAUGCGGGGUCUGUCAUGGCCGGGAUCCAGUUCGCACAGCAAAAGAACCUCCGACUCACGAUCAAAAACACCGGACAUGACUACCUGGGACGAUCGGCCGGGGAGGGCUCACUCGCUCUCUGGACCCAUAACCUCAAGAACAUUUCCGUCCUCAACUACACCAGCCCGCACUAUACCGGUCCUGCCCUCAAGGUUGGGGCCGGGAUCGAAGUCGCCGAGGCCUACGCCGCGGCACAACAACACGGUCUGCGCGUCGUUGGUGGAGGCUGUCCGACCGUGGGCGUCGCCGGCGGCUGGCUCCCAGGGGGUGGCCAUGGCCCGCUGACCGCGGCAUACGGGCUGGGGGCGGACGAGGCGCUGGAGUAUGAGGUGGUCACCGCAGCCGGGCAGCACCUCGUCGUGUCCCCCACGAGCAAUUAUUCCGACCUGUACUGGGCCCUCAGCGGGGGCGGACCCGGGAACUACGCAGUGGUCCUCUCCAUCACCAUCCAAGCCCACCCGGACGGCCCGGUCGCCGGGCUGUCCCUGUCGUUCGUCAACACGGACGCCACCACCUACUGGCGAGCCAUCGCGGCAUGGAUCCAACGUCUGCUCGAGAUCGACGUCCACUUCCCCAAACUCAACAGCGCCGCCACCUUCACCAGCGCGGGCUUCUCCCUCGACUUUGUCACCCUACCGGACGUCUCCUCCGAAGCCGAGCUCACCACCGCCAUCGGGCCCUUUCUGCACGAUCUCCAGCAGUUGAACAUCACCGUGUCGACCCUCGAGACGCAGCUCUCCCCCAACUACUACGCCCACUACCAGUACUUCACCACCUCCUCUACCAUCAACACUACCAACGAGACCGUCGGCAACCGGCUCAUCCCGCGGAGCGUGGCGCGCCACCAUCUCCCCGCACUGAUCGACACCCUGCAGGGCAUCUCGAACAACAACUCCGCCGCCGUCUUCGUCAUCGAGAACAACAACGUCACGCACCAGAACGUCGGCAACCAGCCCGGCGCCAACGCCGUGCUCCCGGCGUGGCGCGACUCGCUCUUCUCCCUGAACUUUGGGGUCGAGAUCGCGCCCGACGCGUCCUGGGAGGUCAUCUGGGCGCAUCAGACCGAGGUCAACGACUGGCUGGAUGCGCUGCGCGCCGUGACGCCGGGCGGGGGGAGUUAUCAGAACGAGGCGACAUUUAAUGAUGCCGAGUGGAAGCAGGAUUACUUUGGGGUGAACUAUGAUCGGCUGGCGGCGAUCAAGGCCAAGUAUGAUCCGGAGUAUGUGUUUUUUGCCAAUGCGGCGGUGGGGAGUGAUGUGCGGUGGAGGCUGGCGAAGGAUGGCAGUGGUCGAUUGUACCGUCGGUAGUCCGUCGGGAUCUGUGCAUGUCCUCAUAAAUUGGUUGGGUUCUCGGGAACGAAUGUAUCGAUCGAGAUGAUAUUUAGCCAGUCCUUAUCAUGGCCAUUCACGUGGUCACCCAUCACGCCGGCUGCGCCACUGGACCAGGAUUUCUCGCAUUUUGACGCG
Molecule: messenger RNA, 1848 nt
Organism: Aspergillus ibericus CBS 121593
Lineage: Eukaryota; Fungi; Ascomycota; Eurotiomycetes; Eurotiales; Aspergillaceae
Product: FAD-binding domain-containing protein
Exons: 2
Coding region: 1-1689 (562 amino acids)
Molecular function (GO): FAD binding; oxidoreductase activity
Source: RefSeq, a predicted model, not a curated record